Neopsephotus bourkii (Bourke's parrot) is the source of this 2761-nucleotide messenger RNA. Its product is annotated as caspase-8-like. Gene Ontology annotation, molecular function: cysteine-type endopeptidase activity; protein binding. The record is from RefSeq and is a predicted model, not a curated record. NCBI's taxonomy places the organism in Eukaryota, Metazoa, Chordata, Aves, Psittaciformes, Psittacidae. Gene Ontology annotation, biological process: negative regulation of extrinsic apoptotic signaling pathway via death domain receptors; proteolysis; apoptotic process. The transcript has 7 exons. Bases 16 to 1392 code for a protein of 458 amino acids.
AAAUCUUGAUGUGAAAUGGGUACAAACUUCUACAAACUCCUUUUUGACAUUUCUGAGGCUUUGGUCACAGAUGACCUUGCGGCCAUGAAGUUUCUCAGCAUGGAGCACAUCCCCGUGAGGAAGCUGGAAGCCAUCCAGGAGCCCAAGGCCUUCUUGAGAGAGCUGCAGGAGAAAGGCAUGAUACAAGAGGGGAACCUGUCCUUCCUGAAGGAGCUGCUCUACCGGAUCAGUCGGAUCGACCUCCUGGAAACCCUCCUGGGCUCUAGUGGACAGGAGGUGGAGAGGGAGCUUCAGAUCCCAGGCAGGGCAAAGGUGUCAGCCUACAGGCAACUGCUAUAUGGAAUUGCAGAGGACUUGUCUCCAGAAGACGUAAAGUGCGUGAAGUUCCUGCUCCGAAAACGAAUACCCAACAGCAAACUCCAGGAUAAUGCUUCAAUGCUGAAGGUCUUACUGGAAAUGGAAAGAAAAGCGUUAAUUAAAGAAGAUGACCUGUCAAUGCUGAAAGAUAUAUUAAAGGGAUUUAGAGCUGACAUCACAAAAAAAGUUGUUACCUUUGAAGAACAAAAAAAAGAAAAUGAUUGUAAGGAAAAACUCCUCUAUCCAGCGCCUGUAUCUGUGCAUCCAGCAAGGCAAACAGCAGAGAGUGAGACACGACACCUGUCUGUGGAAUCAUAUAAAAUGAAAAAUAACCCUCAUGGUUACUGUGUGAUUCUUAACAACUACAUUUUUCAAAAUGCGUGUCAAAUCAGACAAGGAACAAUUGAAGAUGGAGAGGCUGUGAAGAGGGUCUUUGAGUGGCUUCGGUUUGAGACAGUUGAGCACAUGGAUCUAGAAGCAAAGCAAAUAUAUGAGAAAGUUAAAACAUACAGUGAAAAGGAUCAUAGUCACAUGGACUGUUUCGCUUGCUUCAUUUUUUCCCAUGGUGAAAAAGACAAAAUAAAAGGCGUUGAUGAUCAGUUUGUAAAUAUUAAAGAUUUAGUCUCCUGCUUCAGUGGAUCCAAUUGCCCUUCUCUUGCUGGCAAACCCAAGCUGUUUUUCAUCCAGGCUUGCCAAGGCUCUGUCGAUCACCCACCUGUCACAGUAAAAGAAGACUUUUAUGGCCAUCUUGAGAUGGAUGCUACCCCUCUGAUUUCCAUUCCUGAUGAGGCUGAUAUUUUGGUUGGCAUGGCUACGGUGGAACACUACAAGUGCUAUCGCUGUACAAACACUGGAAGUGUUUAUAUACAAUGCCUCUGUGAAAAGAUGAAGUUGCUUUGCCCACAUGGCAAGGAUCUCCUCACCAUCCUGACAGAAGUGAGCAAGGAAGUGGGAAGAAAAGAUUUAAAUGGAUGGAAGCAGAUGCCAAAGAUAACAUCAACCCUACGGAAGCAAUUGAUCUUCCAAAUUCCAUAAUGUCAGUCAGUCAAAAUGGAGAAAAAUAAGAAUACCCUUGGUUAGGAAUCACACCUGAAAUGGGCUUUCACGGGGAAAGGAAUUUGCAAGUGAAAUUAUCCUGAUUUGGAUAUUUGGCCCCAGUCAUUCAAGGGGCCAUUGGAUCUAAAUUUUCUGAUUCCCACGUUUCAUCAGUCUCCUGAAACCUGGAUCUGCAGCAAGCCUGGGAAGGCUCCAGAGGAGUACAGAUCUGACUUUCUGUCCUGCAUAGCACUGGGGUCUGUUCAAUCUGCACUUCAAGGGAGGAAGCACCUGCAAGUGUAAUGAUUUUUUUUUUAGGAGUUAUUAGAUGCAACAGAAGUCCUAUUUCUGUCCAAGUUUUUAUAAGUCCCUGAAAUCUGCAGAAAAGAACAGAUGGAUUCAGAAUGCUGAUCCCUUCCCAGGAAGCAUGUGCAAGAUUGUAACUGACUUAGCCACAGGUGAAUCAUUGGCUGUCUCUGGAGGCUGUGUAAUUUUUCAUGGAAAAUAACAUGCUUGUGCAGAAGGACCAAAGAAAGAAGAGAUGAUUAUGAUAAUACAAGUUUGGUUAUUUUUCCUCCAAAUAUUUGGGUUCCCUUGGUUUUAAUUUACUUGGCUAAACAGCACUGCUGGUUAGGUUUUUUAAUAAUAAGAGUUCUUGACUGUGUUUUCUGUCAGAGCUCUGAGGUGACAGUCAGUUCUGAAUAGCUCUUAACUUCUGGAAGGAAGGUCCCACUCCACUACAGAAUUACAGAAUCACAGAAUAGUCUGGGUUGGAAGUGACCUAAGAAGAAAGGUCACCUAAAUCAGCAAGCAGGGACAUCUUCAACUAGACCAGGUUGCCCAGAACCACAUCCAGCCUGACCUUGAAUGUCUCCAGGGAUGGUGCAUCCACCACCUCUCUGGGCAACCCGUGCCAGUGUUUUACUACCCUCAUUGUAAAGAAUUUCUUUCUCACAUCCAGCCUGAAUCUCCCCUUUUUUAGUUUAAAACCAUUACCCCUCAUCCUAUUGCAGCAGGCCCUGCUAAAGCGUCUCGCCCCAUCUUUCUUAUAGCCUCCUAUUAAGUACUCAAAGGCCACAAUAAGGUCUCCCUGAAAUCUUCUCAAGGCUAAACUACCCCACCUCUCUCAGCCUUUCCUCAUAGGAGAGUUGCUCCAGCCCUCUGUUCAUUUUUGUGUCUCUUCUCUGGACCCUCUCCAAUAGGUCUUGUACUGAGGACUUCAGAGUAGGAUGCAGUACUCCAGGUGGGGUGUCACCAGAGCAGAGCAGCAGAAUUAGGUCCACUGCUCUGAGAUGCCUUCUCCCCCUGGCAACUGACUCUAGCUUCUGUGGACUGUUGUUUCUGUCGUAAUAAAUACUGUCGGUUUUCA